Alosa alosa (allis shad) is the source of this 2232-nucleotide messenger RNA. It is a transcript of the gene nek3, whose product is annotated as NIMA related kinase 3. Gene Ontology annotation, molecular function: ATP binding; protein kinase activity. Lineage: Eukaryota; Metazoa; Chordata; Actinopteri; Clupeiformes; Clupeidae. Gene Ontology annotation, biological process: protein phosphorylation. The coding region runs from base 87 to 1457 and encodes 456 amino acids. The record is from RefSeq and is a predicted model, not a curated record. The transcript is spliced from 14 exons.
CAGUGACGCAUGUGUUACGUCACUUAUCAACACGGAACAAGCAUGCACAUUCGACUCUGCCCCGUCUACAGGACUUCUUCGUCGGUAUGGAUGACUACAAGAUCCUGAAAGUGAUUGGGGAGGGAUCCUUUGGUCGUGCCCUAUUGGUCCAGCAUAAAAACUGUGAAACAAAAUGGGUAUUGAAAGAAAUCCAAAUUCCAAAGGCUCGAAGUGGAACACAGUCCAGAAGAGAAGCAGUGCUCCUGGCCAAAAUGAAGCAUCCAAAUAUUGUGGCCUUUAAGGAUUCAUUUGAAGCUGACGGCUAUUUGUACAUUGCCAUGGAGUUCUGUGGUGGAGGUGACCUGCUUCAAAGGAUCCGUCUGCAAAAGAACGCACAUUUCUCUGAGGAUGUUGUCUUGAAAUGGUUCGCCCAGAUGUGCUCAGGUGCCAAACAUAUCCACGACAAGCGUGUCCUACAUCGGGAUUUGAAAUCCAAGAACAUUUUCCUGACAGACAAUGGAACAGUCAAGCUGGGAGACUUUGGCUCGGCCUGUCUUCUGAGCAGUGCUGAAGGUUGUGCUCAGACAUACGUUGGUACUCCCUAUUAUGUAUCUCCAGAAAUCUGGGACAGUAAACCAUAUAACAACAAAAGUGAUGUGUGGUCACUGGGCUGUGUGCUAUACGAGCUCUGCACUCUUAAGCACCCGUUCCAGGCCUGCAGCUGGAAGAGCCUGAUCCUGAAAGUAUGUCGAGGUGCCUACGACCCUUUGCCCAAGCACCUCCCGUACGAGCUCCAUUACCUGAUCAAGCACAUGUUUAAGACCAACCCCAGGGACCGGCCCUCCGUCCAGACCAUCCUGACCUCGCACCGCAUCUCCAGGCUGCUGCAGAAACAUCUGCAGACUCCCGAGAAACCACAGACCGAGCGUGUUCAGCGUUGGAGGAGAGAGGAUGGUAAAGCGGUGGCCAAACUACUUGGUCAGAAGACACUUCUCACCGCCUCGACAGUAGAGAGCACUUUUGGGGAGAGUCACGAAGGAGAAUUGAGGCCUCGCCGGAGGUGGGCUGCAGGCCCCUCCGAGACGGUCCUGGAGGUCCUCAAAAAUGCUGAUGUCAUUUCCUCGGACAGCAUGCCUAUCGGUGACCUCGAGGCAUGUUCAGAGUCUUUAGCCUCUGAGGCGCCGCAGAAGAGAGAGAGGAGACGGUGGGACCGGGAGCCUCCGCAGCGUCUCCUGAGCCUGCUGGAGAAAGCCAGCCUCAGCACGGCUUUCAAAACCUACACUAUACACCGAAAAGGUGAAGGCCCUCCUCUUGGCCCCUUGGCUGAUAGACAGGAUGAUGCUGUUGAUGGCCCUGAGGAUGACCUCAUUGAUGAGAGCAGGCUGGACCCCCGGUCCGAUGAUGAGGAUACGGACUUUGAGGAAGAGACUCAUUUUGAACUGCUGGAUGGACUGGAAAAACUGACUACUGAACACUAACAUUUUAUCACUAUUUUCCACAAAUGCUAAUGCUGAUCUCAUGGGUGUCGGAGCCAUUAUACGACUUUUUAUAAUUGUUAGUUUGGAACCCCCCCACACACUUUUGCAAUGCAAAAUAUCAGUGCUGUUUUAAAACUGUUAUAGUAAUAUCUCCAACGUCCAUGUCAAAUCCAUUCCACUUGAUUACAAAUGCUAUAAUGAAACUUGAUGGCAAUAAUUUUGGAGUUUCAAGACUAGUUUUAGUUAGCCAUGUGGCCCCUCUUGGCAUGAAACAAAGACACCCUCCCCUCCCCCAAUGAAAUGCCAAUGUACUGGUUCCAAGGGCAAUCAGAUCCACAAGACAAAGAAUGUUACCUUGCUAUACUGUAUCCAUGUCAUGAAAUUUAAAUGUAUUCAUGUUUGGUAUCAUUGUAAUAGUCUCAGUACAAGGAUUGUAAUGAUUUAAUUGUAAGAAUGUUUGGAACGUUCUAUAAGUGAUAUUUCUGAUUUAUAGGAUAUCUCUCCUCAUGCUGAUCAGAUAAGAAUGGGUAGGUGUGAGUAGGUGUUUCUGAUGCCAUCUGGAGAACCAACCACGUGGGCUUGUUUUGCCGCCAAAUUCUUUCUUUGUUUAACUCAUACAAAAGUGACUAACUUGCAUUGUUUGUUAGAACGAGAACUAGAACUGAAGAAGAGAGAGAGAGAGGUUAGCCUCUGGCCAUGGCCUAAGACCAUAUAGACCAUUUUUUUACCCUCUCUGCUUGUAACAGAAUAAACCUGAUUCCUAAGUUUUCCUGAA